UUGCAACUCUCAUCAGCUGGUAGAACCGCUGGCUUGGCAGUAGCUGAUGCUGUCCGUGACCCGCUGCCAGUCACCCCGAGGCAGGUUCCAAUGGGAGCAGAUUGAGGUAUAGUCCAAAGCUGGAUAAUACACCAUGUCAUCAUGCGUGUCCAAGAGGACUUCUUCUGAGAGGUCCAUCCUGCAAGAUAAUCAUGAGACCACUGGCCAACCUCAUAUUGUUUGUAGUUUCUCAUCUCUGAGUAUUGACCUAGGUAUGGAAUCUGUCAUUGUGGUCACAGAGUAUGAUUCAAACGUCUCAGAUAAAAAACAUAGCACCAAAGGACAGGAUGGGUGUCAAGACGAGGAACUCAAGAAAAACAAUGGCGAAGAACCUGACUUUGUUAGACUUAGUGAAAGUGGGUGUACGGUAGAUAACCUUAAGGUGCUUCCAAAGGAACUCAAUGAACCCAGAUCCAAACUCAACACGGGCAACAGGAAGUUGUCACUUCAAGAACGUUCCCAGUCUGCUCAGUCACCGGGUAAUAACUUAGACAUGAAUGGACGAUAUAUCUAUCCAUCUCUUCCCUACUCCCCUGUGACAUCACCUCAGUCUUCACCUCGCCUGCCACGGAGGCCAACAGUUGAAUCUCAUCGGGUUUCUAUCAAAGGCUUUCAGGACUGUGUCCAGCUGAAUCAGUAUAGGCUGAAAGAUGAAAUUGGGAAGGGCUCCUAUGGAGUUGUAAAGCUGGCUUAUAAUGAAGAUGAUAACACAUACUAUGCAAUGAAAGUUCUUUCAAAGAAGAAGCUAAUGAGACAAGCAGGUUUUCCGCGCCGUCCUCCUCCUAGAGGUGCCAAAGUAGCCUCAGAUGGAGGUGUUCAAGCCAAGGGGCUGAUUGAGAGGGUCUACCAGGAAAUAGCUAUUCUGAAGAAGCUGGACCAUCCAAAUGUAGUCAAGUUGGUUGAGGUGCUGGAUGACCCCAGCGAGGACCAUCUGUAUAUGGUGUUUGAACUGGUGAAGCGAGGCCCUGUUUUGGAUAUUCCAACAGCUAAACCAUUAACAGAGGACCAAGCCCGAUUCUACUUCCAGGAUCUUAUUAAAGGAAUUGAAUACUUGCAUUAUCAGAAGAUAAUUCAUCGUGAUGUCAAGCCAUCCAAUCUUUUAGUGGGGGAAGACGGCCAUGUUAAAAUAGCUGAUUUUGGAGUCAGUAACCAGUUUCAAGGAACCGAUGCAUUUCUGUCUAACACAGUGGGAACCCCCGCGUUCAUGGCUCCAGAGACCCUCUCUGAGACUCGCAAAAUAUUUUCUGGGAAGGCUCUGGAUGUUUGGGCAAUGGGAGUAACCCUGCACUGUUUUGUCUUUGGUCAGUGCCCAUUUAUGGAUGAGAGAAUUUUAACUCUACAUAGUAAAAUAAAGAAUCAACAGCUGGAGUUUCCUGAACAGACAGAUAUUUCAGAGGACUUGAAAGACCUAAUUCUGCGGAUGUUGGAUAAGAAUCCAGAAUCUAGAAUAACUGUUCCUGAAAUUAAGCUACACCCAUGGGUCACCAAACACGGUGCAGAGCCUCUGCCGACUGAGGAUGAAAACUGCACUCUAGUGGAAGUCACUGAAGAAGAGGUGGAGAAUUCUGUCAAGCACAUCCCUAGCUUGGCCACAGUGAUCUUGGUAAAAACAAUGCUUCGUAAACGCUCUUUUGGGAAUCCAUUUGAUGGAAGCAGGAAAGAAGAACGAUCUUUGUCCUCCCCAGGAAAUCUACUUGCAAAGAUCAAAUCAGGAAAUGUGACAUGUAGUUACAGCCAAAGAAUAAAAGGCAGUGAGGAGAGUUUACGAGAGAACGACCUGGCUGAGGUGGGAGAGGAUGAAGUUCUCUCCUGAGACUUCUAUAUCUCAGGUGGCUUUUUAACAGGUUCCUCUACAGAAGAUCAUAAAGAGACCUCCGUCUGUGUGUGAGCACGUUAUGAUGCAGCUGUGCAUGCUACUACUGAUCAGUACAGUGCUGAAUGAAGAUCGUAUGUUGCUGCAUGCGCUAAAGACCUAACUGUCCUGCCUUGGGAUGUAUAAUCUGUUGUUAAACGUAUCAGUUACCUUGACGUGGGCUUGCUCUUCCAUAAGACAGCUGGAUGUUGAUCCAGAGAAGGUGAUUGUACUGUAUGUUGCAAAAAAAUGAGAAACUAUUUAAGUGGCUUGUCUUAAUGCCAAAUAUUAUACACACAGCUGCACUGAUUUUAGAUUCAGGACACUAAUAGUGUGUAACCCUUUUAUUGCUGGAGUUACUUGCAGCAAUUAAAUCUGUUGUGGCAGAAUAGAGUUUAAUGGAUCAGAAUGUAUUAAAGGCUGUUUGCAAGCAGAAUAAUCUCCAGGUAAGUCAUUUUUCAUAGAAAUGAUUUUGGAAAAUUUCAGAUUAUGUCUGCUUUAUCGUUCUUCCUGUGUGUUCAUGUGACUUUCAGUUUACUUUACUUAAAGUUAAGAGGUAAAAAGUCAUUACAUUACAUUUUGAUAGAGCUCUUACAUAAAUAAAUAUGUCAGAUUCAGGUGACAGCCUAAUUCAGUUAGUUAAGCCAAUGGCCUAGAUUCAUAAAUGCUUGUGAGGUUGCCAAGGAGCCUCGUUGUGAAGUGAGGUCAUGUUUGAAUUUAAUUGAGCAUCGCUUCACCUAUGUUUUCUACAGAUACAUUAGUGGGCAUUGCUGCCAUUACAUAUAUAGUGGCAUUAAGUGCCCAGUACAUGAUAUAUUGCACAAUGGAACCUAUUGCUAAGGGGUUACAUCAGUUACAACCACAACAACUACAGCCAAAUGCUUGAAACAUGGUAAUAUGAAAUGUUUGUGUAAAUAUUUGCAUGUGUGUUUUGUUAAAGUCCCACUGGGUAGACUAAGAGGUGUCUCAAGACCUCAUAGAUACUAAUAAACACCUGACUAUGGCUGUUUUGGGGGCGUAGUCAGGAUUUUUUACCUACAUGAACACCAAGCAGGUGGAAUUCAUGCACACUCACCCCCUGUAAAGUAUCAUGUCUGUUUCAAAGUUAAACAUUUUUUUGUUAUUGUUUUACUUUUUCUCCAGUUGUUUUUUGCACAUGUGUUAGAGUGGACAUUUUUUUAGGGUGAUUUGAAGGUAUUUUAGAGAUGCCGGUAUCCUUUACCAUGGAGCUAAUUCUAUGCUCCUAGAGAAACAGUAGAUAUGGCUCCAUUUAUUAUAAUAAGGGGAGUUGCUCAUGAAUCCAGGGUUUUAUGAGGGGGCUACAAAUCACUUUGAAUUGUACAAUUUUGUGAUGUUGCAACAAAGUGUUUUCCCAUGAGAUAUUAGUUUAACAACGAUUAUUACUGAAUUCGGCCAACGGGUUUAACUAAUGUCUCCCAUAUGAGCUGAUCCUUCAUAUGCUUAAAGACCAGUCCUGUUUGCAAAAGCUGGUUAAAACUGUCCUAAGACAACACGGGAGGCUGAGGAAUUUUGCUAUCAGUUAAUAGUUACACAAGUUUGCAAGUAACAGGUUAUGAGAAUUAUCAUUUCCACUAUAAGGGAUACAUACUAUUGUUUUCUAAAAGAAUUUCAGCCUCACAUAAAACAGCACAGGGAGUUCCUUAAUAUGUGCACAUUUCUAGCUGUAAAUAAUAACCUCUCAUGCAUCUGUAAAUGUCACUUCCAGUUGUAUUUAGUGCAAUGUAUGGUAUCAAACACACUUUUUAUUUAUAUAUAUUUAUGUUUUACAUUUUAAAAAAAAACGUUCUAUAGCCUGUAGCCAGCUCUCAUUUCCAGUAUACUUUUUUUUCUCUGUAUGCUCAUUAACACGAUGAGAAGUGAGACUGUAGUGGUACUGAGCAUGUGCACAGUGCUUUAGUCUCCCUAAAAAAAAGAUUCAUAGAGGCUUCAGAAUAAUUAUGGUUUUAAAACAUCUUUAUUUUGUAACAAACCAUUAAAAUUAAACAUAGAUUAAAGAUAGAAUGUCUCUAUAGAAUUGGCCGCUAGCAGGGGGUGUCAAUCAACACGAUUGUAUUCGAUCAGCUUGAUUUCUGUCCGCUGCCUCAGAGCAGGCGGACAAGUUAUGGAGCAGCGGUCUUUAGACCGCUGCUUCAUCGCCGGAAAAACGGGGCAUCAAGCUCCAUACGGAGCUUGAUAAAUCGACCCCAGAGCAUGCAAUUUUAAUCAACUUUCUAAUUUACUCCGAUUAGUUUUUCUUCGUUCUGUUGCUAUCUUUAUUCAAAAAGCAGGAAUGUA
This is a messenger RNA of Bombina bombina (fire-bellied toad), 4186 nucleotides long. RefSeq names its product calcium/calmodulin dependent protein kinase kinase 2 (gene CAMKK2). The coding region runs from base 134 to 1852 and encodes 572 amino acids. Gene Ontology annotation, molecular function: ATP binding; protein kinase activity. The transcript has 17 exons. Lineage: Eukaryota; Metazoa; Chordata; Amphibia; Anura; Bombinatoridae. Gene Ontology annotation, biological process: protein phosphorylation; CAMKK-AMPK signaling cascade; activation of protein kinase activity. The record is from RefSeq and is a predicted model, not a curated record.